UGCGGGACGUCAAUUGGGCAGGCUAAUAGGAAUUUAAGUGUAAAACGUUUUCGGCUAAACGCACACGUUUGGCAAUGCGCACGGGUAUCGAUAACUUGGGGAUGGUUGGCAACACCGAACAGCCGGCCGUCAAAUUGCUUUUUACGUUUUUAGUGUUACGGCAAUAAAAAUAAAGUCCGGACCGGACGAUAAGCAGAUCUGGUGAAAUCCACAUACGGAGCACUACAACUUUCGUGCCGCCCUUUAUUGCACCAUCACUGGGCCUAUAUUAUCUCAAGUGUGCGAUUAGAUUUCCCCGAAGGAGACACUUGGAUCGGAUCGCAGAGUCGCCGCGACAUGAACUCCAUCCUGAUCACCGGCUGCAAUCGGGGACUCGGUCUGGGCCUGGUUAAAACCCUAGUCAAUCUCCCCCAGCCGCCGCAGCAUCUCUUCACUACUUGUCGGAACCGCGAACAGGCGAAGGAGUUAGAGGAUCUGGCCAAGAAGCACUCCAACAUUCAUAUUCUGGAGAUUGAUCUGAGAAACUUUGAUGCGUACGACAAGCUAGUCGCCGACAUCGAGGGCGUGACCAAGGAGCAGGGACUCAACGUGCUCUUUAACAAUGCCGGGAUUGCGCCUAAGUCGGCAAGGAUAACUGCCGUCCGAUCGCAGGAGCUGCUGGAUACUCUGCAGACCAAUACUGUGGUGCCCAUUAUGCUGGCCAAGGCGUGUCUGCCGCUCCUGAAGAAGGCGGCGAAGGCGAACGAGUCGCAACCGAUGGGCGUUGCCCGGGCGGCCAUCAUCAACAUGUCCUCGAUCCUCGGCUCCAUACAGGGCAACACGGAUGGCGGGAUGUACGCGUAUCGCACCUCCAAGUCGGCUCUGAACGCAGCCACCAAGUCGCUGAGCAUCGACCUGUAUCCGCAGCACAUAAUGUGCGUUAGUCUGCAUCCUGGUUGGGUGAAGACGGACAUGGGCGGCAGCAGUGCCCCCCCUGGAUGUGCCCACUAGCACUGGACAGAUUGUGGAGACAAUCAGCAAGUUGGGCGAAAAGCACAACGGGGGUUUCAUCAACUACGAUGGCUCUCCACUGGCCUGGUAAACAACCACGGUACUCAGUCUAGCUGCAUUUUGUUAAUGAUUGUUAAUUGUUGUUGAAUAAACUAGACCCUUGCGCCAAGAGUGCCUCACAAAA
Molecule: messenger RNA, 1174 nt
Organism: Drosophila ficusphila
Lineage: Eukaryota; Metazoa; Arthropoda; Insecta; Diptera; Drosophilidae
Gene: sni
Product: C-factor
Exons: 3
Coding region: 337-990 (217 amino acids)
Source: RefSeq, a predicted model, not a curated record